Messenger RNA from Tarenaya hassleriana, 1568 nucleotides. RefSeq names its product transcription factor bHLH137. The transcript is spliced from 8 exons. Gene Ontology annotation, biological process: regulation of DNA-templated transcription. The coding region runs from base 78 to 1022 and encodes 314 amino acids. NCBI's taxonomy places the organism in Eukaryota, Viridiplantae, Streptophyta, Magnoliopsida, Brassicales, Cleomaceae. Gene Ontology annotation, cellular component: nucleus. The record is from RefSeq and is a predicted model, not a curated record. Gene Ontology annotation, molecular function: DNA-binding transcription factor activity; protein dimerization activity.
UACACUCUCUCUCUAAAACUCGAUACAGAAAGAAAAAAAAAAAACUUUCUCCACUCUGUAAGAAAAAAGAAAGAAAGAUGGCAGCUUUCUCUUCGUUCCAACAGUAUCAUCCUUUUCUGCUAGACCCUCUUCUCUUACCUUCGUCUAACAUCACCCCCCCCGCCAUUAACGCUCCUCCUUUCAAGCUCUCCUCCAUUUUCGCCAACCUCGACAACAAUGAUGCACUCCCCGACAGCACCACCCCGAACUUUGAAUCCAACCCAUUUUGUAAUAACAUCAAUACCGCCGAUGAUUCUCUUGAUCAAGUGGCUUUGGUGGCUACGGUUGAUGAAGUACUUAGCCAAGAAAACGAAUCCUCUGGUCCCAAGAGACAUAGCACCACCACCACCACCACCACCGAAUCUUCCGCCGCCGCCGCCACCGUCGGCCACCGUCGGAGGAAGCCGGGAAACCGGUCUAUCAAUUCCAAGGAGGAAAAAGAGGGUGGGAAAAGCAAGAGGCAGAAGAAGGGGGGCGAGGAAGAGAAGGAUAAGAAAGCGAGCGAAGAGCCUCCAAAAGAUUACAUUCAUGUUAGGGCAAGAAGAGGCCAAGCUACUGACAGCCACAGCCUCGCUGAAAGGGUGAGAAGGGAGAAGAUCAGUGAGAGGAUGAGGAUUCUGCAAAAACUUGUUCCUGGUUGUGAUAAGGUGACAGGGAAGGCCCUUAUGUUGGAUGAGAUAAUAAACUAUGUCCAGUCCCUGCAGAAUCAAGUUGAGUUUCUGUCUAUGAAGCUAGCUUCUAUGAGCCCUGUGGUUUAUGACUUUGGCGUGGACCUUGACACCUUCAUGGUCAGACCAGAGAUGGGGCUCACAGAGGCUUUUACUGAAGCAAUGCCAACCACUACAACUCCUCUAUUCCCUAAUUCUCUAUUGCACCCACACCUCCCUCUCUCUCAUGGUAAUAAUAUAAAUGAUGAUGAGCAAAGACAGAAGUUUAUAAACCCAAGUGGGUUCACAAACAACAGCUUCUGUUCCUUCCCUUGAUCAAAUAACACAACACAACACUGCUUGUGAGUUGAUGAUCUUUUCUCCUCGAUUUCCACGGAGGGAUCAACGCUACAUACAAAGCAGAUUUACAAAAAAAAACAGAGACUGUAAUUAUUUGUUGCUUCUCUUUGUAGUUUAAUUUAUUAUUAGAAAGAGCUCCUUGUUUUCAAAUCUUCAUCCUCUAUGCAAUGGGAGAUUCAUCAUCAUCAUCAUCAUCAUCAUCAUCAUCAUCAUCAUCAUCAUCGUCAUCAUCAUCAUCAUCUUCAUCGAAAGCAAUAUGGAAAUUUCCAUGGAGGAUUUUGUUUUUGGAAUGAAGGAGCAGAAGCAAUUUCCAUGGAGGAAAGAGAAUAGACAUAAAGAGGAGGAGAGAUAUUUGCCCUAAUGGUGUUUUUAUUUUCCAUUUUAUUUAUUCUGUGUUAUUAGUAGAUCCUUUGACUUUUUACCGCUUGUGUGAUUUCUUGCACAAAUUCCCGUGACCUUCCUUUUUUUUUCAUGUAAACAUAUGGAUGUACUUAUAUCAUAAUACAUAUAUAUAUAUACACA